Mycena indigotica is the source of this 1128-nucleotide messenger RNA. Its product is annotated as PHB domain-containing protein. Gene Ontology annotation, cellular component: plasma membrane. NCBI's taxonomy places the organism in Eukaryota, Fungi, Basidiomycota, Agaricomycetes, Agaricales, Mycenaceae. The record is from RefSeq and is a predicted model, not a curated record. The transcript is spliced from 8 exons. The coding region runs from base 10 to 1128 and encodes 372 amino acids.
UUAACCACCAUGUCGACACUCCAAGGCACCCUCGACCGCAAAGACCGCAUUCCCUCUCCCUCGGAGUCGUCGAGCUCCCAUGGCAAUGUUGUCGACCACCACGCUGCCCAUGUGACGGAUGAGCCGACCGUUGGUGGUCCUCGACGAACGGGCGAUGCUGGGAAGGGCCAUAUGAUACAGGUGCAACCUCUGAAGCGAGCAGAGAUGCAGCCUUCGUAUGCGCAGGACCUGGGGACUGGGGAGGUUACCCAUGGCAUUUAUGGGUCCCUCCUCAACGGCCUUGGGACCAUCGUUGGUUUAUGCGGCAUGGUUCCAUGCUGCCCCUGCCCCAAUCCUUUCCGCGAAGUCCAACAAGGUUCUGUCGGGCUCGUCUCUCGCUUUGGACAGUUCUACAAGUCUGUCGACCCCGGUCUCGUCCAGGUCAACGUGUGCACCGAGUCGCUGAAGAUCGUGGACGUGAAAAUCCAAAUUAGUCCCAUUGGCCGGCAGAGCGUCAUCACGCGGGACAACGUCAACGUUGAGAUCGACUCCGUCAUCUACUUCCAAAUUUGCAACCCCUACCGCGCAGCCUUUGGCAUCACCGACCUGCGUCAGGCCCUUGUCGAGCGGGCCCAAACGACCCUUCGUCAUGUUGUCGGUGCCCGUGCGGUACAGUCUGUUGUCACAGAACGAGAAGCUAUUGCUUUUGAAAUUGCGGAAAUCGUUGGGGAUGUAGCAGACAAAUGGGGUGUGGCGAUUGAGGGCAUUCUCAUCAAGGACAUCAUCUUCUCCCCCGAGGUCGCCGCCAGCUUGAGCAGCGCGGCUCAGCAGAAGAGGUUGGGAGAGAGCAAGGUCAUUGCUGCUCGGGCGGAGGUCGAUUCGGCUCGACUCAUGCGGCAAGCGGCGGAUAUUCUGGCCAGUCCAGCGGCUAUGCAGAUUCGACAAUUGGAAGCUCUGCAAACCAUGGCCAAGUCGGGGAACAGCAAGGUCAUAUUCGUCCCCAUGCAGCUCCAGUCAGACGCCAUCUCCCAACUCGCGUCUGGUUCUGGGACCGGCGGGUCACAGUAUGGCAGCGCUGUCCAGAGCGAGUCUGGUGUCGACGGCGGGAUGAACAGGAUUGGGAUGCUCAACAGUGUCGCCAAUAUGUGA